Sardina pilchardus (European sardine) is the source of this 2151-nucleotide messenger RNA. RefSeq names its product zinc finger protein 260-like. The transcript is spliced from 5 exons. Gene Ontology annotation, cellular component: nucleus. Gene Ontology annotation, molecular function: DNA-binding transcription factor activity, RNA polymerase II-specific. Gene Ontology annotation, biological process: regulation of transcription by RNA polymerase II. The coding region runs from base 1 to 2151 and encodes 716 amino acids. The record is from RefSeq and is a predicted model, not a curated record. NCBI's taxonomy places the organism in Eukaryota, Metazoa, Chordata, Actinopteri, Clupeiformes, Clupeidae.
AUGUGUCCAGAUCAAGCCAAAACCUUUACAUUCCACACUGCCAUGGCUCCACCCCACCCCCACCUGUUCUCCUUUGUGGAAUGUGAGCAGUGUGAGGAGACGUCAUACCAGAAAUUGCCACAGGAGUUGGAAACCAGGAAGGAGCUGCUCACUGGCCAUCAGAUUACACAUACUGGAGACACCCAUGAGGAACAUCAGAGGACCCACACUGAAGAAAAGCCACAUCAGUGUUUGCAGUGUGGAAAGGCUUUUACACAUAAGUAUAACCUUAAGAAACAUCAGAGGAUCCAUACUGGAGAAAAGCCACAUCAGUGUUUGCAGUGUGGAAAGGCCUUUACACACAAGGGUGAUCUCAAGAAACAUCAGAGGAUCCAUUCUGGAGAAAAGCCACAUUUGUGUUCUCAGUGUGGAAAGGCCUUUACACAUAAGUUUCAUCUCAAGAAACAUCAGAUGAUCCAUUCUGAAGAAAAGCCACAUCAGUGUUCUACAUGUGGAAAGUUUUUCAGGACAGGCGACGAUCUCACUGUGCAUAAGAUCACACACACUGGAGAAAAGCCGUAUCAGUGUUCUCAGUGUGGAAAGGCCUUUACACAGAAGGGUAAGCUCAAGCUACAUCAGAAGAUCCAUACUGGAGAAAAGCCACAUCAGUGUACUGAGUGUGGAAAAGCCUUUACACAGAAGGGUAAUCUCAAGAUACACCAGAGGACCCAUACUGGAGAAAAGCCAUAUCAAUGUUCUCAGUGUGGAAAAGCCUUUAUUAAUAAGUACACUCUUAAGGGACAUCAGAGGAUCCAUUCUGGAGAAAAGCCACAUAAGUGUCUGCAGUGUGGAAAGGCUUUUACACAAAAGGCUUAUCUCAAGAUACAUCAGAGGAUCCAUACUGGAGAAAAGCCACAUCAGUGUUUGCUGUGUGGAAAGGCAUUUACACAUGCAAAUAAUCUUACAGUACACCAGAGGAUCCAUUCUAGAGAAAAGCCACAUCAGUGUUUGCAGUGUGGAAAGGCCUUUACACAAAAGGGUGAACUCAAGAACCAUCAGAGGAUCCAUACGGGAGAAAAGCCACAUCAGUGUUUGCAGUGCGGAAAGGCUUUUACACAUAAGCAUAAUCUUCAGGAACAUCAGAGGAUCCAUUCUGGAGAAAAGCCACAUCAUUGUACUACAUGUGGAAAGGCCUUUACACAGUUGUCUCAUCUCAAGCUACAUCAGAGGAUCCAUUCUGGAGAAAAGCCACAUCAUUGUACUACAUGUGGAAAGGCCUUUACACAGUUGUCUCAUCUCAAGCUACAUCAGAGGAUCCAUUCUGGAGAAAAGCCACAUCAUUGUACUACAUGUGGAAAGGCCUUUACACAGUUGUCUCAUCUCAAGCUACAUCAGAGGAUCCAUUCUGGAGAAAAGCCACAUCAGUGUCUGCAGUGUGGAAAGGCCUUUACACUAAAGGGUGCACUCAAGAACCAUCAGAGGAUCCAUACAGGAGAAAAGCCAUAUCAGUGUUCACAGUGUGGAAAGGCUUUUACACAUAAGCAUAAUCUUCAGGACCAUCAGAGGAUCCAUUCUGGAGAAAAGCCACAUCAGUGUUUGCUGUGUGGAAAGGCCUUUGCACAGAAGUCUAAUCUCAAGCUACAUCAGAGGACUCAUACUGGACAAAAGCCACAUGAGUGUGCUACAUGUGGAAUGACCUUUAGUCAAGUCUCCAGCCUCAAGAUGCAUCAGAGGAUCCACACGGGUGACAAGCCAUAUCAGUGUUCACAGUGUGGAACGGCCUUUACACAAAAGGGUCAUCUCAAGAUACAUCAGAGGAUCCAUACUGGAGAAAAGCCACAUCAGUGUUUGCAGUGUGGAAAGGCUUUUACACAUAAGUUUAAUCUUAAUAAACAUCAGAGGAUCCACUCUGGAGAAAAGCCACAUCAGUGUUCACAGUGUGGAAAGGAUUUUACACGAAAGGCUGAUCUCAAGAAUCAUCAGAGGAUCCAUACUGGAGAGAAGCCACAUCAGUGUUUGCAGUGUGGAAAGGCCUUUACACAGAAGUGUCAACUCAAGCUACAUCAGAGGAUCCAUUCUGGAGAAAAGCCACAUCAGUGUUUGCAGUGUGGAAAGGCCUUUACACAGAAGGCUUUUCUCGAACUGCAGCUGGCCUCGUCGACAGAGAAUUAG